This is a messenger RNA of Sceloporus undulatus (fence lizard), 2423 nucleotides long. Its product is annotated as zinc finger protein ZIC 1. NCBI's taxonomy places the organism in Eukaryota, Metazoa, Chordata, Lepidosauria, Squamata, Phrynosomatidae. Gene Ontology annotation, molecular function: RNA polymerase II cis-regulatory region sequence-specific DNA binding; DNA-binding transcription factor activity, RNA polymerase II-specific. The record is from RefSeq and is a predicted model, not a curated record. The transcript has 3 exons. Bases 418 to 1803 code for a protein of 461 amino acids. Gene Ontology annotation, cellular component: nucleus. Gene Ontology annotation, biological process: central nervous system development; regulation of transcription by RNA polymerase II.
GAAGAUUGAGACUGAGAGAGAGAGGGAGAGGGAGAGAGAGAGAUCGGGUGUGUUUUCUUUUUCCUCUCCUCUUGCCUCUCCUCUGCCUGCGCCGAUGCCUUUUUUCUUCUUUUUCUCCUCCUUUCUUUUUUCCCUCUCCUAGCUCUCUUCUUCCCCAUCCUCUCCCUCCCCCCUCCCUCCCCUGUUGGUGUGUCUGUUUGGGGUGCGCGGAUGCCGAAGGGGGAGUUCCCGAUGCGGAGGCUUUAGUGGGGCUGGCCGGGCGGACUCGGGCGAGGAGAGGAAGGCAGCCAGAGGCGAGGCGAGGCGGCGGGGAUCGGAGGCGCUUCUUCUUCAGCGGCGGCUGAGGCCGGGGCUCCCUUGUACGGCGGCGGCUGCCUCUGUUUGGUCUCCGGGCGCGAGAUCCGGGCUGCUCCGACGAUGCUCCUGGACGCGGGGCCACAGUACCCGGCCCUCGGGGUGACCACCUUCGGCUCCUCUCGCCACCACGCGGCGGGCGAUGUGACGGAGCGGGAAGUCGGGCUGGGCAUCAACCCCUUCGCUGAGGCCGGCAUGGGCGCCUUCAAGCUGAACCCCAGCAGCCACGACUUGGCCUCGGCGGGCCAGACGGCCUUCACUUCGCAGGCGCCGGGCUACGCGGCCGCCGCUGCCUUGGGCCACCACCACCACCACCAUCAUCCGCACCCGGGACACGUCGGAUCGGCGUACUCCAGCGCCGCCGCCUUCAACUCCACGCGGGACUUUCUCUUCCGCAACCGGGGAUUCGGUGAGGCGGCGGCGGCGGCCAGCGCCCAGCACAGCCUCUUCGCCUCGGCAGCGGCGGCGGCCGGAAGCUUCGGCGGGGCCCACGGACACGGCGAGGCCGCCGGGCACCUGCUCUUCCCGGGCCUCCAUGACCAGGGCGCCGGGCACGCCUCGCCCAAUGUAGUCAACGCCGCCGGACAGAUGCGGCUGGGCUUCUCCGGAGAGAUGUACGGGCGGCCCGAGCAGUACGGGCAAGUCACCAGCCCCCGCUCCGACCACUACGCCUCCCCGCAGCUCCACGGCUACGGCCACAUGAACAUGAACAUGGCGGCGGCCCACCACGGGGCCGGGGCCUUCUUCCGCUACAUGCGGCAGCCCAUCAAGCAGGAGCUCAUCUGCAAGUGGAUCGAGCCCGAGCAGCUGGCCAACCCCAAAAAGUCCUGUAACAAAACUUUCAGCACCAUGCACGAGCUGGUGACCCACGUCACGGUGGAGCACGUCGGAGGGCCCGAGCAGAGCAACCACAUCUGCUUCUGGGAAGAGUGUCCCCGGGAGGGAAAGCCUUUCAAGGCCAAGUACAAACUGGUCAACCACAUCCGAGUCCACACGGGCGAGAAGCCCUUCCCCUGCCCUUUUCCGGGAUGCGGGAAAGUCUUUGCCCGCUCCGAAAACCUCAAGAUCCACAAAAGGACGCACACAGGCGAAAAACCCUUCAAGUGUGAGUUCGAGGGCUGUGACCGGCGCUUCGCCAACAGCAGCGACCGCAAAAAGCACAUGCACGUCCACACCUCCGACAAGCCCUAUCUCUGCAAAAUGUGCGACAAGUCCUACACGCACCCGAGCUCCCUCCGCAAACACAUGAAGGUCCACGAAUCUUCCACGCAGGGGUCCCAGCCUUCUCCCGCCGCCAGCUCGGGUUAUGAAUCUUCGACCCCUCCAACCAUCGUCUCUCCAUCCACAGAAAACCAGACCACCAGCUCCUUAUCCCCUUCGUCUUCAGCAGUCCAUCACACGUCCAGCCACAGCACGCUCACGUCAAAUUUUAACGAAUGGUAUGUUUAAAAACAAACAAAAAACCCCCCAACAACACACAGGAGCGAACAAAUGCAAAGCCACCCUAUUUAAAAAAAGACUCGGAAAUUAAUGAACUUCGAAACAGGAUUUUUUUGGGUGCGUGUGUGUGUUUGGUUUGGGCUCCCCCACUUUCUUCUUCCCUCCCAUCUCCCAGCCGAUUAAAUGCUGCCCACAGACCCAGGACCGAAUCCAAUCAAGAAUUUUCUCUCUCUUUCUGGCUCUCUUUCUCUUCUUCAUCUUCUGCUGGUUUUUGCUUUGGUUUUGUCGCCUUGGGGGGGCAAAGCCUUGGGCAAGCAAAAAAAGAAAGAAAGAAAAGGGUUUGUUUUUGUUUUGUAUUUGUAUUUUUAAAAAGCGUGCGUGAGAAGGGCAGGGUUACCAAGCCAUCUUGCCAAGGUGCAGGGCUUUGAAAUGGAACCACUGGCUGGAGUUCUCCAACUGCAUGUCUUCUCUUUUUUUUGGGCAGCGGCCUUGUGGUUGUUGUUUUCUUUCUUCCUUCCCCUCCUGUAAAUACAGAAAUACUAGCUUACAAUGUACUGUUUGAUUUUUUUGUAAAUAGUUAUACCACAAGUUGAAUAAGGGGAUAUGUGGAAUUGUGGUCUUUGCAUAUA